AUGCAAUUGCGAUUAUUACAAUUGUUUGUGAUAUUGGGAUCUCUUUUUGCCAUAUCAAUGGCGGGAUUAUCCGACAACCAAAUACUUGAAUUGUCAAAGUCUCUGAAGAAUCAUAUUAUAGAUAUUACUGAUGAUAAUUAUGAAAAAAUAUUAUAUGGUAAAAGAGAUUAUCAUCUUAUUCUUGUAAUGACAUCAGAUUCUGUUCAAAUCAAUUGUCUUUUAUGUCGAGAAUUUAAACCUGAUUAUGAUAUAAUUGUUAAUUCAUGGUUUCAAGAUCAUCCAAAUGGUUUACCUGAACAUGAAUUAAAUGAAGUAUAUGAAAAAUCAAAGAUUACUAAAAAGAAUAUUUAUUUUGCCCGGGCUGAAUUUGCUAAUGCUCGUAAAUUAUUCCAAAUCUUUGAAUUACAAUCAAUUCCAAAAUUAUAUCAUUUCCCUCCAACUAAUAUGCCAGGAAGACAUGAUUUAUUAUCAGAUCUGAAUGAAUAUCCAUUUUUCCAUGGUGAUCAAAAAGUUCUUGUAACUGAUUUCUUAAAUUCCAAAACUGGUCAUAAAUAUAAUCUUUAUAUUCCAGUUAAUUAUAGUGCUGUUAUAUUUAAUAUUGUUAUUACUUUACUGAUUUUAGUAAUACUUUAUGUAUUUAGAGGUCUUGUAUUAAAAUUCGUUUCAAAUAAAUAUGCAUGGUUAAUUGUAUCAGGUGGGCUUACUUUAGUUUUCAUAUCUGGUUAUAUGUUUAAUCAAAUUAGACAAACUCCAUAUAUUAGACAAGGUGAAGGUGCACUUCAAUAUUUUGUACCAGGACAACAAAAUCAAUUAGGAAUUGAAACUCAAAUAGUUGGAUUUGUUUACCUUUUCUUAAGUGUCUUAUUCGUUUUAUUAACCGUUCACAGUCCAACAUAUAAGAAUGCUUUAGUUAAUUUGAUUGCUGUAUCAAUAUUUAGUAUCUUAAUCUUUGUAUUCUACAGUCUUCUUCUUUCCAUUUUCUCAUUAAAAGGGUUAGGUUAUCCAUAUAGUUUCAUUAGAUUCUUUUAA
Scheffersomyces amazonensis is the source of this 1029-nucleotide messenger RNA. Its product is annotated as dolichyl-diphosphooligosaccharide--protein glycotransferase. The transcript has a single exon. Lineage: Eukaryota; Fungi; Ascomycota; Pichiomycetes; Serinales; Debaryomycetaceae. Bases 1 to 1029 code for a protein of 342 amino acids. Gene Ontology annotation, cellular component: oligosaccharyltransferase complex. The record is from RefSeq and is a predicted model, not a curated record.